Thrips palmi is the source of this 1454-nucleotide messenger RNA. Its product is annotated as gustatory and odorant receptor 24-like. The coding region runs from base 230 to 1420 and encodes 396 amino acids. The record is from RefSeq and is a predicted model, not a curated record. NCBI's taxonomy places the organism in Eukaryota, Metazoa, Arthropoda, Insecta, Thysanoptera, Thripidae. Gene Ontology annotation, biological process: sensory perception of taste. Gene Ontology annotation, cellular component: membrane. The transcript is spliced from 11 exons.
CGCGCCGCGCCUUGGGUCCCCUACCCCCCUCCACAAGUGGGGCUUCGCGGUCCUGGGAGGGCGCGUCGUCCGGUCCGGAGGCACCACAGACUCGUGGGACGGGGACCGCGCACAGGGCCAUGCGCGGGUCCAGCCGUGGGUCCCGGUCGCCGACGCCGCCAAGGCCCAGCAGCGCGGCGGCGACGCCCUCGACUUCACCGGCACGCCGCUCGCCCCCGUGGUGUACGGCAUGGCGGCGUGCGGCAUGAUGCCCGUGGCCAUCCGACACCCCCGUUUACCCAGCCUGCACCCGGGCCGCUCCACCCUCCUGCACUGCGGCAUGGUGUUCGCAGUGUGCACCGUCUCGCAGACGCUGGUGUGGAGCGACCAGUUCCCGCUGGCGGUCAACUCGUCUGCCCGGUUGGACGACCGCCUGUUCGCCGUAGAGGUGCUGGUGGUGCUGGCCCCGCAGCUCUUCACGCCGUACCUCUGGCUGUGCACCUCCACCUUCAGGAAGAUCCUGCAGGACUUCGCCAAGUACGAGGCGCUGCAUGCCUCGAUCGCCACCGCGCCGCUGGCGCCGCACUGGGUGGGCCGACGCCGGCGCGUGGCGAGGCUCGUCGUCUGCGCCUUCUUCGCCUUCACCGCCUUCGUAUCCGUAGCCGUCACCUUCCUGCAGGCCGCCACUGGAUCCGUCAUGCUGCAGCUGAGCUACAGCUACCUGCCGGCCGCCGUCUCCUCCCUCAUGAUGCAGUUCCUCGUCACGCUCUUCUUCGCCACGCACCACUUCCAGAUGUGGGAGGCGGCCAAGGCGAUCUGCGCGGAGCUUCACCAGAUUCCGGUGAUGUCGGGCCGGGCGGACUCGGGGGCGGGCGAGCAGGACAAGCAGGCCGGGCUGCGCGCCAUCCGCGACGGCCAUCGCCUCUGGGUCGCCCUGCGGACGCUGUACAACCGCACAGACUACUGCUUCAUGGACGUGUUCCAGCUGAUUCACCUGUUCCUCAGCCUGCUGCUGGGCAUGUACAUGUUCUUCGUGUACGUCACCAGCGGCAUCCUCUUCAACGCCGUCAUCGAGAUCCUGUUCUCCGCCGUGAUUCUGCUGCAGCUGGGUGUCAUCACCAACGGCGCUCACUUCGGCACGCAGCAGAUGUGUGGUCCCGUAGUCGAUGUGCUGGACAAGCUCUCCCUGGGCGCCGACGAUCCCCAACUAUUCGAAACGGUUUCACUGUUCUACCAGUCUGUGGUUGCGUUCCCGGCCGCUGUUUCUCUGGGUGGUUUCACGGUCGUGGGUCGGCCUCUAUUUACCUCGGUCAUCUCCGCGACGGUCACGUACAUGGUGAUCAUGAUGCAGUUUCAGCAGGGUGUUGAGGAUGCGCUCCAGCCUAACGCCAGCAGUGUCGAGUCCAGCAUUCAGACAAAUCAGAAGCUGCUGAAUAAAUAAAUACAUUGGACCCAAAUCCUACAGUAUCAGAGCA